AUGGGCUUGAACGACCUACCCAACGAGCUGAUCAUCGAGAUAUUCACUUACCUUCCAGUUUACUCAAUCUUCCAAGUUCGCGCUGUCAGCAAAAAAUGGUGCGGUCUUGUCGCCGCCACACCUAUCGAUCCCGUACGGCGCGCACUGCUCAAGCUCUACCUCAAAGCCAUAACAUCUCCCGUUCUGCUCGACACACAACCCGAGGUCAUUUCAUACGCUGCAGAAUUUGACGGGGAGGCGUAUGCCUCUUCCAUUGAAGCCCUCACUCGCCGGCCUCUCCCUGAGGCGUUCCAUAUGUGGCUCCUCGAGUGGCCAGCGCACGCGGUGAUCAAGCGAUUGUGGCCGGGACUUCCUUCGGUGUGCAAAAAUAUCGUCAGAUUUGGCGGAGUAUGCCUCUUCCCUCAGCCCGACCUUGAGCUCCAGAAGUUCAGCUUAAAGUUGGAAGACAACAAAUAUGCCCUUCACUUCGAAGUCGCCGAUUGGGACGAUGGCAAUGAUUGGGUAUGUGGUAUACCAAUGUACUACGAGCAGGACCAAAAGGUGAUGUGGCGUAUGUAUCUCCUCUUGUCGGGGAAGGGCAAGGGCGAGACGUUAGUCGGGGGAGUAGCAACUGUUUACGGCGGUCACACCAAGGUGGAAGGCCGAGCAACCAGGAGCAUGGAGUGGUUGGAUUCCCUUCAUUUACUUCUAUCUCGCCAGGAUCGUGCGCUUCGGCAUGCGGAGUGCCAACGGUGGAGAAAAGGGCGUGCCUAA
This is a messenger RNA of Sparassis crispa, 753 nucleotides long. RefSeq lists its product as hypothetical. The transcript has a single exon. The record is from RefSeq and is a predicted model, not a curated record. Bases 1 to 753 code for a protein of 250 amino acids. NCBI's taxonomy places the organism in Eukaryota, Fungi, Basidiomycota, Agaricomycetes, Polyporales, Sparassidaceae. Gene Ontology annotation, molecular function: protein binding.